Molecule: messenger RNA, 686 nt
Organism: Botrytis byssoidea
Lineage: Eukaryota; Fungi; Ascomycota; Leotiomycetes; Helotiales; Sclerotiniaceae
Exons: 5
Coding region: 1-411 (136 amino acids)
Biological process (GO): nucleosome assembly
Molecular function (GO): protein heterodimerization activity; DNA binding; structural constituent of chromatin
Source: RefSeq, a predicted model, not a curated record
AUGGCACCACAAAACUUAUCCUCACCAUACACUCGAAAAGGUCAUCAUUCAAUGGCCGGAAAGACCGUUAUGUCAAGCCUUGGCGGAGGCAAGGGCAAGACCGGGCCAGGUGGUAGGGGGAUUGGAGGUCCUCGUUUGAGAAGACAUCGAAAGGUCUUGAAGGAUAACAUUAAUGGUAUUACCAAAGGUGAUAUUCGACGUCUAGCACGCAGAGGUGGUGUCAAACGUAUCUCGUCGUUGAUCUAUGGCGAUGUCCGUGAGGCGAUCAAAUCACGUUUGAAUGAGAUUUUGAAGGAUUGCGUCGCUAUAGUUGAACACUCGAAGAGAAAGACGGUCACUGUCAACGAUGUCAUUUGGGCAUUGCGUCGACAAGGAAGACCUCUUUAUGGUUUUGACAACAUCGACAAGUGAACAGUUGCACGCUGUUGAUGUGCAUUUCGACUAUUUUGCGAGGAUACCCGUUGCGUGCGUAUUUGUAGGACUAUUUAUGGACAUGGAAAUCUUGGCGCGCAACAAAUUUUCGUUGUUAAGCUACGAUUUCUCUUAUUUUUUUUACAAGAUAUUGAGGAUAUAUCAAGCGGCAGAAGCAUGUUUGUAACAAAAUUCUGAUGAUCAUAGGGUAUUGGAAGGAUGAUAAUGAAAUAGAGGCUAUUAGAUCAUGAGCAGGCUCUACAAACUGUGUUCGA